AUGAUCCUCGUCACCAUUCUCGUCCUAUCCGCCUCUUCUCCUUCCAGAUCUCUUGGAUUUGGUGAGAGUAUGGAGUUCAAAAUGAACACCAAAAGCAGUUCUACAGACCGUUUGGCUAAUGUGACACAAACGAUAUCUCGCUUACUCGAUGGAUACGAUAUUAGGCUAAGACCGAAUUUCGGAGGUGAUCCACUCUAUGUAGGAAUGGAUUUAACAAUAGCCAGUUUUGACUCCAUAAGUGAAGUCAAUAUGGACUAUACUAUCACGAUGUACCUGAACCAAUACUGGAAGGACGAGAGACUCACUUUCAGCCACAACGACGAAGUCCUCACGCUGUCUGGAGACUUCGCCGAGAAGAUAUGGGUGCCAGAUACCUUCUUCGCAAACGAUAAAAACAGUUUCCUCCACGAUGUGACCGAGAGGAACAAGCUGGUGAGGCUGAACGGAGACGGGAGCAUCACCUACGGUAUGCGAUUCACGACCACCCUCGCCUGCAUGAUGGACCUCCACUACUACCCCCUAGACUCGCAGAACUGUACCGUGGAGAUCGAGAGUUAUGGCUAUACAGUGAGUGACGUUGUAAUGUACUGGAAGGACACACCGGUCAGGGGUGUUGAACAAGCUGAAUUACCUCAGUUCACGAUCAUCGGUUACGAAACGAAUGACAGAAAGGAGAAGCUGGCUACAGGAAUAUACCAGCGGUUAUCACUUUCCUUCAAACUUCAGAGAAACAUCGGUUAUUUUGUGUUUCAAACAUAUUUGCCCUCCAUUCUCAUUGUCAUGCUAUCUUGGGUCUCCUUUUGGAUCAACCAUGAGGCAACUAGCGCCAGAGUUGCUUUAGGUAUAACGACUGUCCUGACUAUGACUACAAUCAGCACUGGUGUGAGGAGCUCAUUACCGAGGAUUUCUUAUGUGAAAGCCAUUGACAUCUACCUGGUCAUGUGCUUUGUCUUCGUUUUUGCAGCCCUUUUAGAGUAUGCAGCUGUCAAUUACACCUACUGGGGAGCAAGAGCAAAGAAAAAGACAAAAAAGAAACAAGAGUCUGAAGAUGUUGCAAGGAAAGCCAGUUUAUGUGAAUCACUGCAUCCUUCAGCAGGGAAGUCCUCAUCGACAGUGUCAGAUGGAUUUGCUGGUAGCAGUGGAGGAGCAGCUGAUGAAAUCAUUGAACUUCAGGAUGUUCGGCUGUCUCCGAUUCCAUCCAUCCGCAACAGGCAUGGUGGUUCCACAAGAAGUGGACUGGAGGACCCCAGUAAAUUCCCUCCCAGCUUUCGGAUCAGCCGAACUGGUUAUCCCAGAAGUGGCCUAAGGUUUCGUCAUCGGAGUACUCAAUCCAAGCCUAAGAUGCUACAUGCUCUCAGGAGGGGUGCCUCUGCCCUGAAAGCCUCCAUGCCUAAGAUCAAGGAUGUGAAUGUAAUUGACAAAUACUCAAGAGUCGUCUUUCCUAUCUCUUUCCUCAUCUUUAAUUCCAUUUAUUGGGUAUUCUACAUUGUAUAA
Molecule: messenger RNA, 1494 nt
Organism: Nezara viridula (southern green stink bug)
Lineage: Eukaryota; Metazoa; Arthropoda; Insecta; Hemiptera; Pentatomidae
Source: the annotation of a GenBank genome assembly